Molecule: messenger RNA, 5722 nt
Organism: Eriocheir sinensis (Chinese mitten crab)
Lineage: Eukaryota; Metazoa; Arthropoda; Malacostraca; Decapoda; Varunidae
Gene: Pfk
Product: ATP-dependent 6-phosphofructokinase-like
Exons: 19
Coding region: 214-2637 (807 amino acids)
Biological process (GO): canonical glycolysis; fructose 6-phosphate metabolic process; fructose 1,6-bisphosphate metabolic process
Cellular component (GO): cytoplasm; 6-phosphofructokinase complex
Molecular function (GO): monosaccharide binding; ATP binding; AMP binding
Source: RefSeq, a predicted model, not a curated record
ACUUAGAUCAACAGCCGGCAAGUUGUGCACUCAGUUAAAUAACCUAUCAUUGCAGAGCUCCAAGAAGGGGGUGAACAACAGCACCAAGUCCCUGGAGGAGACACUGCAUCUCUCCAGCAGGAACCUGAGGCUACACCACCUGCUCCUGUAGAGGAGGUCAUCCCCCCACCCCCCACACUCCCUGCCGACCCUUGGCAGGCAUUCAUCGACUACAUGGCGGCGACGGACGGGAAGCAAGAGACCCAGCCCAUGAUGGGCCAGGAGGGUCAGCUCAUCCAGAGGGGCAUGCACAAAGGAAAGGGCAUCGCUGUCUUAACCAGCGGCGGUGACUCCCAGGGCAUGAACGCUGCGGUGAGGGCAGUGGUGCGCAUGGGACUGUUCGUUGGUGCUCGGGUCUACUUCAUCAAGGAGGGCUACCAGGGCAUGGUGGACGGAGGGGACAACAUUGUGGAGGCCAACUGGUCUUCCGUCUCCGGCAUCAUCCACAAGGGUGGCACUGUGAUCGGCUCAGCACGCUGCAAGGACUUCCGAGAGCGUGAGGGGAGGAUGAAGGCUGCGAAGAACCUGAUCAAGCGCGGCAUCACUAACCUGGUGGUGAUUGGCGGCGACGGCUCCCUCACUGGCGCCAACCUCUUCAAGCAGGACUGGGCGGCUCUCCUGCAGCUGCUGGUCAAGAAUGGUGAGAUUACGGAGGAGGAGAGCAAGGCUAACUCCCACCUGAACAUCGUUGGCAUGGUGGGCUCCAUCGACAAUGACUUCUGCGGCACCGACAUGACCAUCGGCACUGACUCGGCCCUCCACCGCAUCAUCGAGGCCGUGGAUGCCAUCGCUGCCACCGCCUACUCCCACCAGCGCUGCUUUAUCCUUGAGGUCAUGGGACGCCACUGUGGGUAUCUGAGUUUGUCUGGUAGUAUUGCGUGUGAGGCAGACUUCAUGUUUAUCCCUGAGUUUCCACCUCCUCACGAUUGGCCAGAACAUAUCUGCAAAAAACUAAUAUCGGAACGGUCGAUGGGCCAGCGCCUGAACAUCAUCCUGGUGGCCGAGGGUGCCAUUGACCAGCAGGGAGAGCCCAUCACAGCCGAAGCAGUGAGGAAGGUCAUCGUGGAAAAUCUCGGCUUUGACACACGCAUCACCGUCUUGGGUCACGUCCAACGAGGUGGCUCACCCUCAGCCUUUGACCGCCUCCUGGGUUGCCGCAUGGGUGCCGAGUCGGUGCUGGCCCUGAUGGAGGCCACAUCGGAGACAGAGCCUUGUGUCAUCUCCCUGGACGGCAACCAGGCAGUGCGUGUUCCCCUCAUGGGCUGCGUCCUCAAGACACAGGCUGUUUCCAAGGCCAUGAAGGACCGUAACUGGGACGAUGCAGUACAGAUGCGAGGGAGGAGCUUCGCCCGCAACCUGGAGACCUACAAGAUGCUGACCCGCCUGAGGCCCCCCAAGGUCAUCGAGGGAGGGAAGUCUACAAUGAUCCGGCAAAACACUAUUUGGGACAGAGAUGAACUCUUGGGCGGCUUCAACCUGGGCGUGAUGCACAUCGGAGCUCCGGCAUGUGGCAUGAAUGCAGCUGUGCGCUCCUUCGUCAGGAACUGCAUCUACCGUGGCGACACUGUCUAUGGUGUCCAUGAUGGUAUUGACGGGCUGGUGGAGGGCAAUGUCCAGGAGAUGACAUGGGCGGAGGUGACAGGCUGGGUGGGUCAGGGCGGUGCAUUCCUCGGCACCAAACGCACACUGCCUGCUAAGCACUUUGAACAGAUUGCUGCCCGCCUCAGGGAGUACAAGCUGCACUCACUCCUCAUUGUGGGUGGGUUCGAGGCCUACCACGCCCUUCUCCAGAUGUACGAGGCACGUGGGAAGUACCCAGAGUUCUGCAUCCCAAUGGUGGUCAUCCCUGCCACCAUCAGCAACAAUGUGCCUGGCAGCGACUUCAGUCUUGGCUGUGACACUGCACUCAAUGAAAUCACCGAGAUAUGUGAUCGCAUCCGUCAGUCAGCUCAGGGCACCAAGAGGCGAGUGUUUGUGGUGGAAACAAUGGGUGGCUUCUGUGGCUACUUGGCAACACUGGCAGGACUGGCUGGUGGGGCUGACGCAGCAUACAUCUUUGAGGAACACUUUGGCAUCCAGGAGCUUCAGCUGGAUGUUUACCAUAUGGCGGCCAAGAUGGCAGAGGGUGUGCAGCGCGGGCUGGUGCUCAGGAAUGAGAACGCCAAUGAAAACUACACCACAGACUUUAUCUACCGCGUCUACUCAGAGGAGGGCAAGGGAAUCUUCAGCUGCAGGAAGAAUGUGCUUGGUCACAUGCAGCAGGGUGGCUCACCCUCCGUGUUUGACCGCAACAUGGGUACCAAGAUGGCUGCCAAGGCAGUCACAUGGCUAACAGACCAGAUGCUGGCCCACCGGCGGGAUGAUGGAACAGUAUUCUGCCAGGAGAGCUCCACUGCUGUGCUGCUUGGACUCCAGAAGCGCUCAUAUGUGUUCCAGCCAGUGUUUGACCUAAAGAAAAACACAGAUUGGGAUCGCCGCAUCCCUAAGGAGCAGUGGUGGCUCAAGCUGCGGCCACUCCUGCGUAUUCUGGCCAAGCACGAGGCUGCCUACCAUGAGGAGGGCAUCAACGUCAAGGAGGUGGAGGAGGCACUCGACUAAACCCCAUGCCAGCCACUCUCUGACUGGCCCCCUUUGUCCUGCUUGGGAGAUGUGUGGGUCAGAGAGGUCACCAGUGUCUCCUUUCCUCACCUGACCCCCUCCACACUAUAGAAAUACUUGCUUUUGUCUGCCAAGCCCACCCAUCAGAUUAUCCUGUGUUUUAUUGUAAGGGUAGUCGCUGAUGUUUUGCAUGGCCACUUAAGUUUCAACAGUCAUCUUGUUGAUUGUUGGAAAUGGUGCCUAAAACUUCAUCAGUGUAGUUUCAGUGUCGCUGAAUACUUUUGAGUCACCACAUUCACUGUUAAAAAUGUGUCACUGAAGCUUCUCAUGGUCACAAUUUACUCUGUUUUUAGAAAGAUAUUGAGGUAAAGUCAUGCGAGUCACCAUAUUCAUUGCUGAAAAAGUCACUCCAUAAACCUGCCAGAGGUCUCUGUAUCAGUAAAAAUUACUAUAUUUGCCAGUCUUGGGAAAAAAUCACGUCACCUGUUGUGUUCAUGAUUGUCAUCAAUAUCAUUAUGAAACUACUCACUCAUUGGUAGGUCAUCAGGAUGUAAGGAGUUGGGUUGGGUUCUUAAAUCAUGAGGGACGGAGUUAUUUUGUCAAUGUUCUUUGAGUCUCGUGCAUCCUAGCCUGGGCCUCAGGAAGUGUAUAUGCGUAUAUUAUGUUGUGAAAUAUGGUGCGAAUGCAUAAUGAGAGAUGCUGUUGAUGCUGCUGUUAAAAGUUUAUUUUUUGCAGCACAGUAAUUAAGUUCUUUACCUUAUUAAGUUCAGGGACUUGUACAGAAAAGGCAUCUCCCAUUAUGCGUAUUGGAUUUGACUAGUUAUUUAAAGUUUAAGAAAGACAUUAUAGAGGAGGAAAUGUGUAAGUCAUGAGGGUGAUUGGUUGUGAUCUGCCAAAAUGAGCAUUUUAAGCUGUGGUAUAAUGAGCUGUGGAAUGGAGUGGAUUAUCUUUAACAGGUGAAGAAUAGUUCAUAGAGAGCUGCAAGCAACAACAUAGACAGACCUUCCCUCUCCACAGCUGGGAGGGAGAGGGAGUGAGAGGUCAGCAAUGGUGAUAAAGACAGGGAGAGGGGGUGAGAGGUCAACAGUGGUGAUAAUGACAGUACUGAAGUGAGUUAUGUGCAGAUUUGGUGGGAUUCAGUUAGAAUGCUCUUAUUUAUAGUGUACAGGUUUCCUUUGCUGAUACUGAUGUACCUCUUGAGUGCAUCUCACUACCAGAAUCUAUAAGAAGCAAUUCAACCGACACUGCCUUCAUUUUGGUUAAGGAAAAUGUUUGAAAUGUCUCCUGAAGAGUUUAGUCCUGCCAUAUACAUUAACUCUUGCACCUCACUACUAGCUCUGAAAGUUGAACAUGAAGAUAUUUUAAAGGCCCUGUAAUAGUGGAUUUCUGAUAACUUGUUGAAUUUCUGUUGAUUGUCAGUCAUUAUUUGUGAGAAGCACUAGUUAUUCAUGUACUUUUGCUCCUGAAAAAAAUUGAAGCCUUGGAACAUAACUGGGUUUCUAAUAUUAUUUUUGUUGACAUUUUUUUCUCAUUUAUUAGUACGUUGAAAACAAUUGUCAUUCAUAUCAACGUUCAAAACAUUGUGUCAUCAGAAACACCUGCUGUAAUGGGGCCUCAGGUGACAUGCUGUUGUCAAUUUCUGCAUAUUACUUUGCAACAGAUGAUUAUAUACAGUAACCCUUGAUUUAAUGGACCCUGAUAUAGCAUAUUUCUGAUUUAAAGUUUUUACUGCCAAAUCAGUGCUGAACUACCUAUCACAUAUAUUGAAAAAUGAAUGUCUGUAAUACAUUAGGCCUGACACUGGAGCAAGAAAGAAGACAGUAAGAAUCCCAACUUUUACACCUUGGAAGAACACCUGAACCUUUUUUUUUUUUUUUUUUUUUAUAUAUAUAUAUCAGGGAACACCCAUCUACAGUUCUUUGAUAACGUGGUACCAGCAUGUUAAUAUAAGCAGCCGGCCUGCUCCUAGUUAUCAAAUUCGCAGUGGGCAAGGUGCAUUGCAGCCGUUCACCACAUAUCAAUUUAUCUUUACUCUAUACCUCUUUUUAUUUUAUAUUAUCAGUUCUACAUACUUUUGGUGUCAAGACACCCCUUCCCCCUAAUAGUCCAUUAAAGUGAGGUUUUACUGUAUUUUUUUUUUUUUUUUUUUCAGUGACUAUCAUGGACUGACCUGUGAUGUAAUAUCCCUAAUUAUUAGUUCUAUUGAUAUUACCCAUGAAGAAUAUUCUCAGAAUUACAUUAUAUAUGAUGCACUGUCAACCUGCAAUGUUAGACUAAGUAGGAACAAUUCUGUGCACCACACUGAGGGGCUGGCAUCUUGCUGCCAGUGCUAGGAAGGUACACACACGUAUGCUAGCUACUUGUGCCUGUUAUUUAUGAACAGUUUUUUUCUCUGAAUGCCAAAGUUUAUCAUGUUUUAUUAGAUGCGUAAGACACAUUAGCUCCACUGGUGGGAGCCUUAGGGACUAGUGAUGGUUAGUCAGCGUCUAGUCAGCUGUCGAGUCACACUAGAGAGUGUGUGUGUUCAGACCAGACAUACACUGUGAUUAUUGAUGUUAUUUUUAAGCAGCAUCCCUUCAUACUGUACAAUGCAACAACCAGGAACAGUGUAAACCCCAAACUGUUCUUAGGAGUAAUCAUAAUAUGCAGUUUUAAUUGGGGAAGUGGUUUAAAAGACUGUUUCUAAUCACACUGUAUGCACAUCCAAGUGAAUCACUUUUUGGUCUGGAUGUUUGCAUGUGGAUCACAGCAAACAAUGAAUGGGCAUUCAGAAUGUUUGAAAUAAGUCGUACAGAUUAUCCUGCAACAACGUGAGACAAAUUUUCUCUUUUUAUUGAUAAAUCUUUUUUGAUGAGAAGGGUUUAAUGUGCCAUAGUGCUUUUACAAGAAAGGAAAGGGAUCCAAGUAGCAUACAAUGUAAUCCUAAGUCAAACACCUGUAGCCAACACAUAUUACCUUGGUGAAGAGGUAGCUGUAUAAACCUAUUUAUUGAGGGCAGUGAUCAUACAAAAAUUAUUCUCUGGACACCACUAUGUAUGUCCCUAGUGUGUUGACAUAAGACAAAUAAUACAGUAUCUUUAAAGCA